AUGGCUUCCAACCGUGGAUUCGCGACCAUCGAUUUCGAUCCCACAGCCGUCGAUCGUCGGUUAUGUGAAAUCUUCAACUACAAAGCCACUUCAGUUCAACAAGAAACCAAGCGCCACGCCGUUCGUGAUUGGCCGGACAACUGUGGCCCCGCUGCGGACAGAGAGGUGUGCGCCGUGUGCAUGGAGAACCUGUAUGGGGAAUAUUGGACGGUCGGAGUUCUUCGCUGCCAGCAUCGUUUUCACAGCGGCUGCAUCGGAGAAUGGCUGCUGCGGAAGAGUGCUUGCCCUCUUUGCAGGGCCAUCGUUCUUCACAAUUAA
Salvia hispanica is the source of this 318-nucleotide messenger RNA. The record is from RefSeq and is a predicted model, not a curated record. NCBI's taxonomy places the organism in Eukaryota, Viridiplantae, Streptophyta, Magnoliopsida, Lamiales, Lamiaceae.